CAGUUUCGAAACCGGGCAGCCCAACUGUGCUGCUUGCAGUAGCAGCAGCAACACCAGCCCGUUGGGACCUAACAAUUGCUAUCAUUGGCAGUUUACUUGCGUCACCAUAACGGCGUCGUGGCAGGUUGUCUCGUGUCUUCAUAUUCCUUCCGGGGACAGCCUGAGGAAGGCGCUGCUACUGGCUGGCAGUACUCUUUCUUCGACACGUCUACCAUCACAUUUCCUAUUCUGUGGUGGGGGCUGCUGUCUGUUUUUAUGUUGGCGAUGAUACUGCGCGCAUUGCUAUGUUGUGGUCUGAGUGGAUCGAAUGACACUAUCUUCGACACUGACGGUGUGUCGGAACAUAAUCCUAGGGAUACCAAGGUGAAAGCGAAGGACAUACCUGCUCCUGCGAAGCCCGAGCCGUACUCGGCCGCCCGCGCGGAAAAGCUGUUCACGACAUACGCCGACGUGGACGAUCCAUCCUUCAUUGGCGCAGAAGGGUUCGAGCAGUUAUGCACAGAUGCGGACAUUUCUAUGGAGGGUGCUCUACCCAUGCUACUUGCAUGGCAGAUGGAUGCAACGGAGAUGGCGAAGAUUACGAAGGAGCAGUGGUCACAAGGGAUGGACGUCUUACAAAUAUCCUCUCUACCGACGCUUGCCAUAGCUCUUAAUGACCUCAACGAUCUCCUCAUUCUUUCUAAAACGCCACUCAAACCCGCCGCCCGUCCAACAUCUAGCCUAGCAGGAAAAGUCAAGAAGCCUGGUGAUGAAGGGGACCCAUACAAUCGCAAACGCUAUCAUGAAUAUGCACGCGACACGAAGAAGGCGUUCGGCUCACUCUAUCAGUUUUGUUUCACGCUGGCGAAACCGGAGAACUCGAGGAACAUUGAUAUGGAGACGGCUACUGCGCUAUGGACCGUACUACUGGUGCCAAAAUAUCCGUUGAUGGGUGACAUCGUAGAUUUCAUUACGGAGGCGGGGUCGUACAAGGGCGUCAACAAAGAUUUGUGGCACAUGAUGUUGGAGUUUUGCCAGACGAUCAGCCCCAACCUCGACAACUACGAUGAGAAUGAAGGAGCAUGGCCGACCUUGCUCGACGAGUUUGUCUCGUGGAGAAAUGGCCCUGUAGGGACUUCCUCAUAGGAGCUUGGCAAGGUCGUUCCUUCCGUCAACAAUUGCCCUCAGUGCCACGCACUCAUCUGCGCUGCUUCUUUUUUUUUCACGUCUUCACACUUUCCCAAUGCAUUCUGCACCGCAAUUAUUACACUAUCCCCCAAAUUCAAUCGCAUGCCAUAUUUUUACAUGUUUCUGUCUGGGUCUUGCGGUGCUUGCCCUGCCUGUUGCUCCUGGGGAUAUAACACUGGCUAUUUUGACGAUAUAUUUGAGGCCUGACCUCCACCGUUCGGUUCUGAAGCUAUCUCGAGCCAACCUUUUCGAUAGUCCCUUAUUUACCUUGGCCCCUUCAAAAAGAUGUCUCAUCAUCGCGCCACCUCUUCAUCCUCCUCACUUGCCCGCCGCCCUCUCUUGGUUUCCAUAACUCCCGCUUCUCUGAACCUCCUCUUGAUCUCCUCCAUCUCAGCCUUCGGCUCCACGACUGCGUCCUUCGCGAGCCACAGCUCCCCGUCUUCC
Molecule: messenger RNA, 1611 nt
Organism: Stereum hirsutum FP-91666 SS1
Lineage: Eukaryota; Fungi; Basidiomycota; Agaricomycetes; Russulales; Stereaceae
Product: DUF298-domain-containing protein
Exons: 6
Coding region: 265-1125 (286 amino acids)
Biological process (GO): protein neddylation; positive regulation of ubiquitin-protein transferase activity
Cellular component (GO): ubiquitin ligase complex
Molecular function (GO): ubiquitin conjugating enzyme binding; ubiquitin-like protein binding; cullin family protein binding
Source: RefSeq, a predicted model, not a curated record